ACAAGAAAUAGUGUUGAUGUGAAGUGAUUAUUUUUAAUGCUUGGAGAGACGGAGAGUCACUACUGUCUGACGCUCAGAAUAUCGUCUUUCUCGCCGCAGUCCUCGUGAUGAACAUGUUGUGGUGGUCGCUGAUCUUGGUGGCUGGUGCGCUGCCACUUGUAUUCUGCCUGCAAGAAUCCAUGGACAGCAGCAAGGACCAGCAGCAAGACUACAGACUGGACCUGAUGGCCGCGUCCAUCAGGCAGCUGACAGAACUAGCUGAGAAACUGGACAAGAAACUCAAACUAGUGCAGACAAUGGAAAAGAGACUUGAACUAGUGGAGAAGGAGCAAAAAAGACUGACCGAGCAAGAUACUAUUCAUGAGAAACUGAAAGUAGAUGUGGCUGUAGACAGGACUAUAGCAGGUCAACCGGAAUCUCACCUGGAAAAAAGGUCAGACGACACGGCCAGUUGGGAGCCUGUGGUGGCUCAGGUGACACAAAGACUGAAUCUGGCGGAGGCCAACAUUGAGGCUUUGAAGAAUUCAGUUGUCGCAGAUCAGCAGAGAACAGGUACGGUUUACGUGCGCUGGGGGAACAGCAUAUGUCCCGGCUCGGCGGAAACAGUCUACUCAGGUAUCGUUGGAGGAUCGUGGUUUAACGAUGUAGGAUCAGCAACUAGUUACCUAUGUCUGCCACAUGAUCCGAACUUUGGCGGCCACACUAUUCCCAGAUACGGGAAUGGCAAACUGUACGGCGCUGAGUACGAAACGUGUGAUGAGCCGGAGUGUGACCUCACUCCCUCCUGUGCCGUGUGUCGCAUCUCACGGGAGUCGUACUUCAUGCUCCCAGCCAGGAACACCUGCUAUCCAGGGUGGACUUUUGAAUAUUCUGGGUACAUCAUGGCAAGCUACCCCAGCCAUUCGGGAGGAACUGAGUACAUCUGUGUCGACUCUAGUCUAAAUUACACGGAGGGCUCUGGGGGCGAUCAGAACGGCGCCAUGCUUCAUUACACAGCCUACGUCUGUGGCAGUCUGCCAUGUCCUCCCUAUAUCGAGCAUAGAGUGGUUGUUUGUGUCGUUUGCUCCAAGUAAGAAGGUUUCAGUUACACCAAUGCGGUUUUUAAUAGGAGAGUAGAGGUGACUCUCUAACCCUGUCUCCCUCGUGUGUCCGUGCGUGCGUUAUUUUUUUUUUUUCUCUACGUGAAUAAAGCAUUUCCACGUGAGCUCGUGACGUAAGGUCGCCUCUGGCAUUCAGCCUGACGUAGAUGCUUACAACAUCUUUAUUUUUUGUUGGUUGAACCUGAAACUACAUCAAUGGAUCAAUAAAGGUUUCAUGCAAUACA
This is a messenger RNA of Pomacea canaliculata, 1324 nucleotides long. RefSeq lists its product as uncharacterized. Lineage: Eukaryota; Metazoa; Mollusca; Gastropoda; Architaenioglossa; Ampullariidae. The record is from RefSeq and is a predicted model, not a curated record. The coding region runs from base 108 to 1073 and encodes 321 amino acids. The transcript is spliced from 5 exons.